AUGGCCUCAAGACGAGCCGGCUGCGUGGCCGAGGCCAUGGCCGCGCUCAAGCUGUCGCCGGCCAAGUCUUCUUCUCCUCUCUGCUCCGUCGGCAGGUCCUUUUCUCGAUCCAUGGCCACCGAGGCGGCGCCGCCCGCGCGGGACCUGACGCGCUCCGCCUCGGGCGCGCAGUCCAUCCUGCAGUCGUGGAACCCGGUGUCCACCGUCCCCGUCACCGUCCACGCCUUCCCCUCGCUCGAGCCCACCGCCCUCGACCACCACCCCGUCGCGCACCUCCACCUCCCCCUGCGCCGCGACCUCCUCCACGCCGCCGUCGUCUACGAAGGGUCGCACACCCGCCAGGGCACCGCCUCGUCCAAGACGCGCUUCGACGUGCACGGCUCCCACCGCAAGGUCCGCCCGCAAAAGGGCACCGGCCGCGCCCGCCUUGGCACCAAGCAGAGCCCCGUGCUGCGCGGCGGCGGCAAGACCUUCGGCCCCCACCCGCGCGACUUCGGCAUCGGCCUCAACCGCAAGGUCUACGACAAGGCCUGGCGCACCGCCCUGAGCUACCGCUACCGCCGCGGCGAGCUGCUCGUCUGCGAGGACGGCAUGCGCCUCGACCUGCCCGUCGACUUUGAGCUCGUCGCCGGCAAGUACCUCCGCGACGGCAUGCGCGAGGCGUAUCUGAAAAAGUACAUGGGCGGCGUGCUGGCCCGGCUGGGGCUCGGGCGUGCCGACGGGCGCACACUUUUCGUCACGGCGGGGGACAGCGAGGCGGGCAGGCUGCACGAGGCCAUGGAGCAGGUGCCGUGGGACGGCCGCGCGCUCGACGUCGACGACGUGGACGUCAAGGACCUGCUUGAGACGGGCAAGGUGGUCAUGGAGCGCGCCGUGCUGCGCGAGAUGCUGGAGCGCCACCAGAGCGACCUGGUGAGCCGCGUUUUCGUCCAGGGGGUGCCGCAGCUGCAGCAGCAGCAGUAG
Purpureocillium lilacinum is the source of this 963-nucleotide messenger RNA. RefSeq names its product mitochondrial 54S ribosomal protein uL4m. Gene Ontology annotation, biological process: translation. Gene Ontology annotation, molecular function: structural constituent of ribosome. The record is from RefSeq and is a predicted model, not a curated record. Gene Ontology annotation, cellular component: ribosome. NCBI's taxonomy places the organism in Eukaryota, Fungi, Ascomycota, Sordariomycetes, Hypocreales, Ophiocordycipitaceae.